AUGCCGAUCAAAUCGGAAAACGGAGUGAAGGUCGGUGAGACACUAACAGUUAGACUGGUAAAGGGACUAAUAAGUGAGAACAAACCGCAGGACGUUUUCUUUAAAACAUACUCAGUAGCUGUCACAAGCAUCGAUGAAGUGGAAGAUGUGGUGGACAGAAACGCCGAGGUAAUCCAGGUUAAGCUGGAAGGCUACCAGGAAAGGGGAAGCAACUGGAGGGUACUAGGUCUGGAAAAGCACGAAAUAAACAUAACAAAGUGCAAGCCACUGAAAGGGAGUUCAUUUAUAGACACACCACCAAGUAUAAAGUACAGUAGAAACAGUCUGUUGAACACACACAACGAAGACGACAAGUGCUUGUUAUGGCGCCAUGUAAGACACCUUAACCCGUACAAGAGAAACGCACAAUGGGUGAGAGUCGCGGAUGAGGAUUCGCAGAGACACUCAACUAUGAGGGCAUAG
Paramuricea clavata is the source of this 462-nucleotide messenger RNA. Lineage: Eukaryota; Metazoa; Cnidaria; Anthozoa; Malacalcyonacea; Plexauridae. The record is from the annotation of a GenBank genome assembly.